This is a messenger RNA of Helianthus annuus (common sunflower), 597 nucleotides long. Its product is annotated as zinc finger MYM-type protein 5-like. Bases 1 to 597 code for a protein of 198 amino acids. The transcript has a single exon. The record is from RefSeq and is a predicted model, not a curated record. NCBI's taxonomy places the organism in Eukaryota, Viridiplantae, Streptophyta, Magnoliopsida, Asterales, Asteraceae.
AUGGCUCCUAAACAAGCUUCCGGGUGGCAAAAACGUCAAAAAAGGAAACGAGCGGAAGAAUUGGUGAAGUCUCAAGCCGAUGCUAGGCAAAAUUUUUUGGUGCCUAAUCCACCUACAGUUAAUGUUGAAAAUCAACAAGAAGACGUUGAAGUAUACUUAGAAGUAGAACAAGAGCAAGAACGUGUGGAAGUAGAAGACGAGGAAGAACGUGUGGAAGUAGAAGACGUUGAUAAGCAACAAGAAAAUGUUGAAAAGCAACAGGAACGUGUGGAUAUAUUUGAUCCAGGAAGGUGGGAAGGACUUAAUGCGGAUGAGCUUAAGGUAUUGGUCGCGAAAGGUCCUAAAAGAGAUACUAGUAUAGAGUUUGGUCCACUUAAUCAAUAUAAUGGACGAUUUUCGGCAACUAUUUAUACAAGAACAUUAUCAAAUUUGGAGAAGUGUGACAGAGAAUGGCUAGCAUAUUCAAAAGAGCUAGAUAAGAUGUUUUGUUGUUGUUGUAAAGUGUUUAGAACUGGGCUCCUAAAGGUAGAUUGGAAGGUGAAGGUUUCAAUGACUGGCACCAUGCUAGAUUGUACACCCGAUUCAAGUCACCAAUAA